AUGGUCGAAUCCGUGCGCGUAAUGGACAAUUCGCAAGCAGCAAGGUCGGAGUGCGCUGAGGUGACCGUGUCGACGCUCUCCAAGGCUAUCGUGGCAGCGCUGGAGGAUGAGAGUGUGGCAGGCGUGCAGCGCUUCCCUGAGAUGGAGGAGCUGGAGACGAGGAUCGACUGA
This is a messenger RNA of Effrenium voratum, 171 nucleotides long. The record is from the annotation of a GenBank genome assembly. NCBI's taxonomy places the organism in Eukaryota, Dinophyceae, Suessiales, Symbiodiniaceae.